Messenger RNA from Aspergillus glaucus CBS 516.65, 2227 nucleotides. Its product is annotated as Zn(II)2Cys6 transcription factor. Gene Ontology annotation, biological process: regulation of DNA-templated transcription; DNA-templated transcription. The coding region runs from base 1 to 2079 and encodes 692 amino acids. The record is from RefSeq and is a predicted model, not a curated record. Lineage: Eukaryota; Fungi; Ascomycota; Eurotiomycetes; Eurotiales; Aspergillaceae. Gene Ontology annotation, molecular function: DNA-binding transcription factor activity, RNA polymerase II-specific; zinc ion binding; DNA binding. The transcript has 4 exons.
AUGACAACUGCACCCUCUACGAGACCAGUUUCGCAAGGGAAAAGCAGGGCUUAUGCAUCGGAAAGAACAACGAUACCUCGAAUUUCAAACAAAUGUGAUCUUCAAGCUUGUGACUCAUGUCGUAUGCGCAAGGUUAGGUGCGACGUGGACCAAAUCGGCCUUGCUUGUACCAGUUGUCGCCUGGAUCAAGUAAAAUGCUUGGCCUUUAACCGCAAAAGAGAAAAAAGCGCCCACAAGCAUUUAAAGUCCGGCGAGAAAACCGCAAGCGCGCUUAAUGCGUUCCUUGACCUCACGGCAAGAAAUCAAAACUUGGCCGAUGACACGGCUCAGGAUCGCGAAUCGUGCGUUACCAACAAGCAUAUACCUCAUCUGCUUUAUCAAAUACAUGCCCCCUACGUCGGUUGGAGACAUAUGAAUGAUGACCAGAAUAUCGCCGAUGCAUUCCCAUUAAAUGGUGCCGCUGAUACCGCGAAUACGACACAGUGGCCAAUAAAGAUGCAGCAGCCCUGGAUUCUUCCACAUUAUAUUCGUGAGCUGCCACGACGAUUGCGGUCCGACGAUGUGAACUAUCUAAGAGCCAAGGGUGCACUGAAAAUCCCAGCAGAUGAGCUACGAAAUGAGCUACUCAAAUGUUAUUUUCACUGCGUGCAUCCACAUAUGCCUGUGUUGGAUAUAGACGAUAUCCUGCACGCGAUUGCUCUCAAUGACGGGGUCCAUCGAGUGGGAUUACUGCUCUUCCAGGCUGUUAUGUUCGCAGGCGCAGGUUUCAUUAGUGAGGAGCACCUUUACAAUGCGGGGUUUCCAAACCGACGAGAUGCGCAGAAGUGUUUCUUCAACAAAAGUGUGACUGACCGUAUAUCACUCAUUCAAUCCCUUCUCCUCAUGACACUUUGGUAUGAGCCUCCCGGUAACCCAAAAGACGCCUGGCAUUGGAUGGGAGCCUGUCUAUCGCAGGCUCACACCAUCAGAUUGCACCGUGAACAAGUCAAAUCCGAUAUGGACCAGCAAAGAAAACAACUCCGGAAAAGACUAUGGUGGUGCAUUUAUGCACGUGAUCGACUCAUAGCACUAGGAAUGCGACGGCCUGCGUUGGUGCAUGAUGACAGCUACAAUAUCCCGAUGCUCACAAUUGAUGAUUUUCAAUUCGGUUCACCAGAGCUUUUGAGAACUGUCGGUUGUGGUUUAAUGCCUCAGAGAGUCGACAAACAACGCUUUUCUGCCUUGCUUUUUAUUGAAAUGGUCAAACUCUCCCUGUGCAUCAGCAAGGUCCUUUCAGUACAGUACUGUGUCGCCAGCACUCGAUUUGGUGAUUCUGCGGCGACGACGACGAUGUUGACACCAAGGAAAACAGUGUUUGAAAUUGACAAAUUCGAACAGUGUGAUGCGAUGUUGAAAGAUUGGGUUACUCGAUUACCCACUGAGCUUCGUAUUGAGCGAUUGAGGUCAAAGAGCAGUGCAUUUGACGUGGGUAGCUCUCUUCAUAUUCAUGGAGCAGUGUUGAGAAUGGUUUACUUGGCGACAAUAGGCGCCUUAUACCGUCCACCGGCGCUCUUUUUCCCAGAUCUGAAUGCAGAGCUUCGUGACGCCUCAAGACGAAGGAUUCGACAGGCUGCACACGAGACUACAACAAUUGCAAGUGACCUACAUCAACUCAACCUUACGCGGUACCUUCCAACAGUUGGUGUUACUACUCUGCUUUCUGCGGGAGCAACUCACCUUUUGGAAAUCAGGUCCAAGGAUCUAGAGGUCUCCCUGGUCGGAUUACGUGGAUUCGAACAGUGCAUGCAAAUUCUACAUCGACUGCAAGAGAUUCACACGUCGGCCGAUUUCGCAACAAAUCUCCUGAAAUAUGCUGCCAUUCAGACUGGAGUUCAGGUGACUGGGGAUGAAAUAGACGCACCAGGCCGUUCCACCUGCUUUCCAGCUCUAAAUCCCGUCCAGGAAGUGUGCAGACAGCCGAAGAUUCUGGACGAAGCAUUAAAUCCGGAAGAGUUCAACAUGAAUUUACACGAUUUUGUCAAUCUUUUCAAUGACACCGAUGGUAUAAAGAACGAAUUUGACUCUCUCUUAAACGGUUAAACCUCGAGGAUGCAGGUGAUGACGCGCCUUUUCAUGGGAAACCAUUGGGCAAAGAGAAUAAACGAGUGUUUUAGACUGUGUGAGGUCUUUUAUAGCCCAAAUUAAAUAUAUAAUAACCUGGCAUGAUAGCUGUACUUGUACAAAGCUG